Physcomitrium patens is the source of this 2575-nucleotide messenger RNA. RefSeq names its product CASP-like protein 5A2. Gene Ontology annotation, cellular component: membrane. Lineage: Eukaryota; Viridiplantae; Streptophyta; Bryopsida; Funariales; Funariaceae. The record is from RefSeq and is a predicted model, not a curated record.
UUUUGCUGUUGUUGCGGAAUGACUCCCGGCUAUAGCGUACGCAGAGGGUGGUCUCGAGACACUUCCUCCCCACUAGAAAGCUUUCGCCUCCCUUAGAGUUUGAUGUCUCCGUGUGACUUGUGGUCUCGGCUUCACUGCUUCAUCCCCUCGAUUAACCCCCCGAUCACUCCCCGAUUGCUUUCAGAUCAACAAAUUUCGUUUAUUGAUUAGUGUGCUGCACUGUCCCUCACAAUCACAGCGAUGCACAAAAUAGAGACGAUGUCUGGCUUAAAAUAGAGACGAUCUGUAGAGCAACUUGAUAUUACUCUGGAGUGCUCCCCUUCACAUUUUCUAAGUUUUUUUUUUGUGUUUGCACAGGCGUUUUAGGUCUUAAUUGUAGCGUGGCUUGUUCUGUACUUCGAUUGGGAGCGAGGUCAGGAUGAGUCACUUGAUGGAAUAGUGGUGUCGGGGUAAAUAUCUGAGCAUCGUUGGUUGGUUUGAACGUUCUCGGACUCGGAUGCCUGUGAUACACGGAUCAAUCCGCAGAUUCUCGAAAACACUAGGAAAAUUGUCGUUGAAAUUCCUAAGUUCGAUGAAUAUUGCACCAAAGUUGAAUGGUGUUCGAGGUUGGAUAUGUUGGAACCUAGUUGUUCCGGGUCUGGGCCACUGAAUGAGCUUAGAAUUUGUUCCAUGGCGCAACGGCACAGGAAGCCUUGGAAUGUCACUCUGGUGCGGCUAUGCUUCAGCUGUGUCCAUUGAUGAGCCAGACGAUGGUUCGAUGUUUGAAGCAUUUGCACAAGUGACUAGAAGUAUGCUUUACGGGAUCACUGCUGUCAGCUUAGGACGAGCGUGAUAGAUAAACAUGAAAUUGAACGUAAUUAGGGGUUGGCUGAGAUUAUGAUGUGAUUUUCAGAGCUCAUCUAUCACUAAAUAUGGCGAUGCUUAGUUGCAAUGGACCUACCUUGAGGGAUGAAAUCUUGGGAACAUUCGAGAUUUAAAAGAAGCUUACUUCCUUAAUCUUGGUUGUAAGGAUUCUGGUGGAAUCAACCUCUGCAGCGGCUGUUGAUCGUACACACCCACACAAAUACUUCUCUUAAAAAAGUCGUCGACGAUUUAAUUAUCACAGACAGGCGUCUCCACUUUGUAUUGCAGACACAGUUCAUGUGCACCGAGUGUGGGAAGCAGGAGACGAGGGACGUUGCAUCCUGCAGGGGGGUAAUGAUUCCUGUUUGAUCAUUUUGGAAUGGGUGUAAAUUUUCGUGGGUUGCCAGGGUAUAUGGACGGUCUAACUUGGAAAAGUAGACGAUGGGAAGGAUGUGAAUAUGCACGACAGGAGCCAAGAGGGUAUUCAGAACAUUUUGUCUGAGAACUGUCAAAUCUCGAUGAUGUAUUGAGUUAAAGGGGCCAAACUAUUAAUCAACAGGUGCUCAAGGGUCAGAAAGGGUUGAGCAGAGAGCAUGGUGAUGGAAAGGACAGAGUUUCUCGCUGUAAAGAGAGAUGUAAAGUGAGAGGCUUUUGAUAUAUCAAUGGAGACAGUCUAUGUUGUCGAAGUGUUGACAUGGCAGUUUGUAAGGUGCUAAUUCUGCGGACGGAGGGAAACAAAGAUUCAUUGAGAUAAUUCUAAGACAUGCAUCAGGUGGCAAGUCACACCGCAGUACAUCCUGUGGCUGUUCCGCCACAGUUCCCACGAUUUUUACACCCAGUUGUUCGAAUGAAAGUUUUGGCUGGAUCACCGGGCACGAUGGGGGGAUUGGCAUUGCGGCUCGCGCAAACUGGAUUUUCCCUUAUUUCGCUUUGCAUUAAGAUAUCAAUCACUGGAUUUUCCUCAAUUUCAGCUUUCUGGUUUCUUGUGGCAGCGAUGGUAUUUCAAUUCAUCUGGAGCUUCAGUAUAGGGGUUUUGGACACUGCGUUGUUGACGAAGCGAAGCCUUUGGAAUCCAAGGAUAGUGAGCCUUGUAGUAGUUGGUGACUGGGUCAUUUCAAUGAUGACAUUUGCUGGAGCUUGCGCAGCUGCGGGAAUCGUUGUGCUGAUUCAUAACGAUCUCGAUCAGUGUAGAUCCAACCACUGCGGCAGAUUUGCGGUAGCUGCUGCCAUGGCUUUUAUGAGCUGGAUUGCAACAACUCUUUCUUUUGUUUUAGCAUUCUGGCUCUUUGCAACCCGUAGAUAGUACCUAUGGGUAUGGUUCGUCUUACCUUGUGUAUUAUACGCUCUUGUUUUGCCUGCGCUGGGACCCUAUGUUAAUGACAACAUAUAUAUAUAUAUAUAUAUAUAUAUAUCUAUAGAUAUAGAUAAAUCCCAAUUGUAAGAUCCACUAGAGAGAAAAUCAGUUGUAUCUCACCAGCUGAUGUUUGCAGGAGGAUCUCAGACAUUGUCUUGUUAGUUUAUGCAGAAUCCUGAUAGGAAUUUCCAGUAUUAUUUAGAUUUUACGAUUGAGCAGCUUUGUUGAGGCUAUCACCUUGCAUGGCUGUGUACGUUCUGUAAGUUGAUAACAACGCUUAGACACUUAACUUCAGUGUAAAUCAUGUUGUAAUUUAUACAUCCUUAUUCUGUAGCUUUUCCGGGGACUUUAUAAUCCAGAAAAUUCCUUUGCACUUGC